AUGGCUUCCAGAUGUGAGUUAUGUUGGGCUGAAGAAGAAACUAGUCAUCACAUCUUGCUCAGCUGUAACUUUGCGAGUCAAGUGUGGUCCAAGGCUCUUAGUCUGUUCAACGAAGUUUGGAUUGGCUUCCCUUCUUUGGAGCUCUUGUUCUCGUGGUGGAGGAAGAAAGCUAAAGUUGUCUUGUUAGCUGAUAUCUGGAAGGCUCUCCUUAUUAUUAUAUGUCAACAAAUCUGGUUUGAAAGAAACAAAAGAAGAUAUGAUAACCAGCGUUCCCCUCCAAGACAAGUGGUGCAAAGAUGCAUCAACGAGAUCUCAAGCUGUUCUAUCAUCAAAGGGGUUACAAUUAAAUCAGUAAAUGAUCUCAUGCUUGCUAAGAUUUUUAAGGUUUCCAAGGCUACUCCAAAACUGAAGAGGGUGAUUGAGGUUCGUUGGAAACCACCGCCUAUGGGGUGGUGGAAGCUGAACAUCGAUGGCUCAUCAUUUGGGAACCCUGUCAUGCAGGUGCAGGGGGAAUCUUUAGGGACCACUAGGGGUUAA
Messenger RNA from Telopea speciosissima, 537 nucleotides. RefSeq lists its product as uncharacterized. The record is from RefSeq and is a predicted model, not a curated record. NCBI's taxonomy places the organism in Eukaryota, Viridiplantae, Streptophyta, Magnoliopsida, Proteales, Proteaceae. The coding region runs from base 1 to 537 and encodes 178 amino acids. The transcript has a single exon.